UUAGGACGGUAAAACAUUGUAUUAAUGUAAAUAACCGUCUGUAUUUCAUUUAAAAACAACAAAAACAACGAAAUAUAUGUAUUACAAACAGUGGACAAGGUUAAGUUUUAAAUAAGGAUUUAAAAUGGCGAUGAUGCACCAUGAGCUCAACUCCACAGCCUCCUCUGUGUCCAUCUCCACUUUAGAAAACCUUUCGCUGGAUUUAGGUGCCUCUGGUCCAUUCCCUAGUCCCAAUAUCACCUAUGUGGACCUCUAUCUCCAUAAGCCCUUGGUGUCAGCUAUUUUUAUUGCGUCCUACUUUCUCAUCUUUGUUGUGUGUAUGGUGGGAAAUGGAGUAGUAUGCUUUAUCGUGUUAAGAAGCAAACACAUGCGGACCGUUACCAACCUGUUCAUCCUCAACCUUGCCAUCAGUGACCUCCUGGUUGGCAUAUUUUGCAUGCCCACCACCUUAGUGGAUAACAUAAUCACAGGUUGGCCGUUUGGAAGUUUGGUGUGCAAAUUAAGUGGGAUGGUACAAGGAAUAUCGGUGUCGGCCUCAGUCUUCACUCUGGUAGCCAUUGCUGUAGACAGGUUUCGCUGCAUUGUGUACCCCUUCAAGCAGAAGCUCACCAUCUCCACCUCCACUCUCAUCAUCGUUGUUAUUUGGGUGCUGGCCAUUUCCAUCAUGUGUCCUUCAGGUGUCAUGCUUCAGGUAACUAAAGAGACCCGGGUCUCUGUUUUACUGGGUGAUGGUAAUGCCACACGGCCCUUCUACUGGUGCCAUGAGAACUGGCCCAACCAGGAAAUGCGCAAGAUCUACACCACUGUACUUUUUGCUAAUAUCUACCUAGCACCACUCACCCUUAUAGUCAUCAUGUACGCUCGCAUUGGAAUCACCCUUUUUAAGACAGCUGUUCCUUCUCCUGCAAACCAGGAGUCUGUUAACGGCUCUGGAUCUGGAUCUGCCGCUGGCUCAGCAAAACCAAGCAGCUAUGAGACUCGUAAUAUGGUCUCACGGAAAAAGAAACGUGUGAUCAAGAUGCUACUCGUUGUGGCACUGCUCUUUAUUCUAUCCUGGCUGCCUUUGUGGACGCUGAUGAUGCUAAGUGACUAUGCCAGCUUGAAUGAGGUCCAGCAUCGUGUGAUUAACAUCUACGUUUACCCUCUGGCCCACUGGUUGGCCUUCUGCAACAGCAGUGUCAAUCCCAUCAUCUACGGCUUUUUUAAUGAAAACUUUCGCCGGGGUUUCCAGGCCGCCUUCAAGCUGCAGCUUUGUGCUGUACACCAGGGCAGGAGGAGGACCUACACACACCGUGUACAGGGUAAUGCUAUCCUACCCACUGAUCUGAACCUGGCCACAAAGCCUGCAGCUAAGAGCAGGGGUCCUAGACCAGGCGUGGGAAUGGUCAACGCUUUCGGAAAGGUGGAUAGUGAAAAAAGAGUCAGUGAAAACAGUCAAUUCUUAGAAAAGGAGAACAUAAAGGAGCAGAACAUGACCAUGGAGGAUCUAGAUAAGGUGAUGUAUGACCUUUAAGGUGAUUUCUCUUCAAAACAUUGUGAUUAUAAAACAUCGUCAGGAUCACAGUUUAUUAUAUCAAAAAACUGAGGGAACUUUACAGGACAUCUUUUGUACAUUACAUUUUUACCUUGUUCGUUAGAAGAUGGAGAUAAUAGAGAUAAUGUGCAAAGAAAAGGACCGCAAUCACUAGACUGUGAUGGAAUCUUUUAUGAAUUGAUGCUUACAGUCUGGAUGACUGGCUCUUCAAACUUGAGAAGGAUUGCUCAAGGUUGCUCUGAAAUACCAAGACAAGACACUGAGGACAUCCUUAUGAAUUUAUGAAUCCUUUCAAAUCACUCACAACCUGGAGUGCCUGAAUCUGAAGUGGCUGGUGUGAAGUGGCUUGUUACUGGGAAGAGCUGGUUCAGUAUACAAAUGAUUAAGCACCGACUGGUUGAAAUAUGGAAUUGUGUACCAACAGAUUAUUUAAUGGAUUAUUACAGAUGAGACUGUGUUGUUGAAUGAAUCAUACAAUCUCAUGAUUUAUAAAAUUAUUUAUUUGUUUUAUUUAUUAAUUAAUUUAUUUAUUCAUUUUUAAUUACUUAGUCAAAAUCAAAUCCUUGGGUGUUUUCUGGAAAAUAGAAUAUUGUACCCUACAAUCAAAAUAGUUAAAUUUGAAUCCAUGGGCAGAAAAAGAAUGAAUAAGUAAGAAAGCACUUCUUCAAUGUUUCCCUUUUGUGCUGUUUUUAAAACAUCCGUUGUGACCUCAGGUGUAAUUUAACAUCAUUUAAAAUGUUCGUUUAAAGUCUUUUGCUGCUAAAAUACUCGGUGAAAAUGUCUCAUAUAGAUGUAAUAUUUAUAUGCUUUCUGCAUUUAUGGUCAUUUUUCAGAUGUCAAGUGUUUACCAGUUUUGUUCAGGAGAUCAGAACUAAUUUGUUGUGUAAAAUAUUUACUACCAGUAUCUAAACCAAUACUACCAAUAACCAUAGCCAGUGUCCUUUUAAAAUUAAACUAGGUUCAUUCAUAAGAACGUUUCAGAUUUUUUAAGUUCAUUUUUCAUGUCAUUUUUAUUAACUGCUUCAUUCUGAUCAGGGUCGUGGCAGGUCCAGUUCCACCGGGAAACAAUGAGCCCAAGGUAGGAAUACACAGGGUGCCAAUCCAUCACAGGGUCAUCAUCCCAUCAGACCCUCAGAUAUAGCCGAUCAUGUCAGUCAGCUGAUAGCAACACCCCCCCCCCGAUCCAUCGGGCCACCAAAGCAGGGAAGCAGACUGCAUCAUUUUGCCAUUCAAAACUCACUAAUAUAAAUAAUAAAUAGUGUAGUCAGAGUGAGAUAAAAAUAUUAAAUCAUUAAAGGGUGCUUUAAAUGUUUCAAUGUUUAGAAUUUUGGAAUAGUGGAAAAAAUUUUACUGAAACUUUUCUCUGCGUGCCAUGAAUUUUUAAUCUUAUAAUAUAAUAUAUAAUAUUUUAAUUACUUCUAACCUACUUAACAAAAGAUACAAUACGCCUUGUAAUGAGAGUGAAAACUUUUCCUACUGCAGUAGUAGCUUUGGGAAUUAUGCAGCACAGCAUGAAAACUAGUGUCUAAUACCGUACACAGAUAUUCAAUUUGCCUGAGGAUUGUAUAGAAACCUUAGUAAGAAAGGACGGGGUGUCAGGUCUAUAAUGGCAUGUCGAUACUUUUAUAAAUGCAGAGUGAAAUAGAACUGCGGCAGACAUGCAUGAUGAAUGUAAAACAGGGUUCUUCCUUCCUGUAUCUUACACUGUAUACUCCUGUUCUACACAAGGGCGUGAAAUUAACACAACAUUUGCUGUACAACAUUUUAAUUAAUGUAAUUUCAAAAGGUUUAAAAAAAAUAAAAGGUUUUCUUGCUACUGUAGCCUCUUUAGAUCCUUCUGAAAGGACGGCUGUGUAUACAUUUUCCCCAGGCUACUUAUUUAUUGAUGACAUGGCUAAGUUUUCACAGUUUGUACGCAAACAGGAUGAAGAAAAAUUCUAAUGCAUGUAAUAUCAUAGCUUGGGUCUCAAAACGACAUAAGGUAGAAAUUCUUGACUCAAAUUUCUGCCUCAAAGUUUUUGCUAAUCCCAAAACACACCUGAUCCAAAUUAAUAUCGAACUACAUUCAUUGUUCAGUUACAUCAGGUGUCUUAGGAGUAGCGAAAAUCUAACUCAAAAUAUGUAACAAUUAAUUUAUCAUUUAUCAUGAAUUUAACAGGGUUGGGUGGCACGGUGGCUUAGUGGGUAGCAAUGUCGCCUCACAGCAAGAAGGUCCUGGGUUCGACCCCCAGGCGGGGCGGUACAGGGUUAUAGGAAGUGUUUUGUAGUUGGUUGUAGUUUUCGGUUCAUACAAUGCUGGCAUGUUACACCAGACCAGGAGAGAGCAGUUUCUCAAGUGAUGUAUAUGAGAAAUGGGACAUGAACAAGAUAGAGAAGGAAAAGCAUUGGGAAAGAAUUAAUGCAUAAGUAACUUUCUGCUAUUCCCAGCUAUUCCCACCUGUAGCUGUCCAAAUGUGCUGUAUAAUGUGUUUUAUCCUUUAAAAUAAAAUACUCUUAACGUGUAAUUCUUACAGCGUCUUUAAAAAGCAUUCAACUCCCUAAACUGUUGUUAGACUGUCCCAGAUUUUACACAGGAGUAUUUAUUCUUCACAAAGGUAAAUAUUCAUUUGCUUUGUUUCAGUCAAUGUAAAAGAGACUUUGCUUCUCUUUCCUUGUGCUCAGUGUUUUUAUGUUGAAUCGAACCCCGUGUGUUAGUAAACACAAUGUAGCAGUGGGUAAAAAUAAAUAAAUC
Trichomycterus rosablanca is the source of this 4265-nucleotide messenger RNA. RefSeq names its product neuropeptide FF receptor 2. Gene Ontology annotation, molecular function: peptide binding; neuropeptide receptor activity. The record is from RefSeq and is a predicted model, not a curated record. The transcript has 5 exons. The coding region runs from base 125 to 1513 and encodes 462 amino acids. Gene Ontology annotation, biological process: G protein-coupled receptor signaling pathway; cellular response to hormone stimulus. Gene Ontology annotation, cellular component: plasma membrane. Lineage: Eukaryota; Metazoa; Chordata; Actinopteri; Siluriformes; Trichomycteridae.